Brugia pahangi is the source of this 297-nucleotide messenger RNA. Lineage: Eukaryota; Metazoa; Nematoda; Chromadorea; Rhabditida; Onchocercidae. The record is from the annotation of a GenBank genome assembly.
AUGAAAGCAUUAAUUGAACGUGGUUUACAAUAUGCUGGUGGUAUUUUAAGACGACAACAAAUUACUCAUCCUGCAAGGAAUCGUUUUUGGUCACCAACACAGUCACCUGCACCUCUUCUACCACCACGACCACUACCGCCACCACCACCACCGCCACCACCACCACCACCACCACCACCACCACCGCCACCACCACCACCGCCACCUAUAUUUCAUCCUCCUCCACCUCCUCCUCAUAUUCAACCACAACAAUUUCAAUUUCCUUUUUUUCAAACCCAACAUCUAUCACAGGUUUAA